Molecule: messenger RNA, 312 nt
Organism: Rotaria sordida
Lineage: Eukaryota; Metazoa; Rotifera; Eurotatoria; Philodinida; Philodinidae
Source: the annotation of a GenBank genome assembly
AUGUCAACUUCUUUUAGCUUCGAUUAUCUGCCGGCAGAUGUAUUAUCUUUGUCCGGUUAUGAUUUUUUUCUACUUAUUAAGACUGUUCUUGGUGAACCAGAAGCUAAUCUACUAAAUAAAAUAUCGAUCAAAUCAACAACAUCCUUAAUUCAAACUGAAGAUCCACUUGAUAUCUUUAAUUAUGAUAUUGAUGAUGAAGAGUUAGAAAAAUUAAAAGAGGAACUUUCAUUUAAAUUAAAAAAUAAAAAAUUUGUGCUCAAACCUGGAGUAAUUUUAGGAUUUCGCUCAUUAAAAGAUGCAUUAAAAAAAUAA